AUGCCAACACUCUACCUAACCUCCUUCAACAUCCUCACUGCAACCCUGGGCGCCUUCAUACUGCUCUUCGGCCUCGUCUCCUACCUCCUCAAGGAACGCUUCUACCUCUCCGAGGCCCUCAUCUCUUUGUUGUUCGGCGUCGCCAUGUCCCCGCACGGCACGGGCUGGUUCAACCCCCUCAAAUACUGCUUGGACUCCGAGGAGAACCUUGACGCUGUCAAUUUGUACUACACCCGAUUGGUGCUGGGCGUGCAACUGGUCAUCGCUGGCGUGCAGCUGCCCAGCCGGUACCUCCGCACCGAAUGGCGCAGCCUAGCCCUCCUGCUGGGCCCGGGGAUGAUAGGGAUGUGGGUAUGCGCUUCCCUUGUGGUGUGGGCGUGUGUGCCGCACUUGAUGUUCGUGGAAGCCCUGACGGUGGGUGCGUGCGUCACCCCCACUGAUCCGGUGUUGAGUGCGGGGAUCGUGAAGGGCAGGUGGGCGGAGAAGCAUGUGCCGCGCAAGCUGCAGAGGAUUAUUGUGGCCGAGAGCGGCGCGAAUGAUGGGUUGGGGUAUCCGUUUUUGUUUCUGGGGUUGUAUUUGUUGCGGUAUGUGGUUUAUGGUUCGGGGGGAAGGGGUGGGAGGGCUGCGGAGCAGUGGUUUGUGGAGACGUGGGUGUAUACAAUUAUCUUGAGCGUGGUGUAUGGGGUUGUGGCGGGGUGGUUGGCGAAGGUGAUGCUGAAGUGGGCGGAGGAUAGGAAUUGGGUUGAUCGGGAGAGUUUUCUGGUGUUUGUGAUUGCGCUGGCGUUGUUUAUCACGGGCACGUGUGGGAUGAUUGGGAGUGAUGAUGUGUUGGCUUGCUUUAUCGCGGGAAAUGCGUUUACCUGGGAUGAUUGGUUCAGGAAGGAGACGGAGGAUGAUAGUCUGCAGCCGACGAUCGAUAUGCUGCUGAAUCUCUCGGUGUUUGCGUGGUUUGGGGCGGUGGCGCCGUGGGUGGAUUUUCGGGUCAAUGAUGUGAUUCCGUUGUGGCGGUUGGUGUUAUUGGGCAUUGGAAUACUGGUGUUGAGGCGGAUUCCGAUUGUGUUGGCUAUGCAUAAGUGGAUUCAUCAGAUUGAGCAUUGGAAGCAUGCUGGGUUCGUGGGAUUCUUUGGUCCGAUCGGGGUCAGUGCGAUUUUCUACCUAUACAUCAGCAUUGAUUACCUGCGUACGGAGUUCACGGAGGAUGAUGCAAUGAGGGAGGAGGCAGCGCGAUUGGAAGAGAUCAUGAGGGUGGUGAUAUGGUUCCUGGCGAUUUGCAGCAUUGUCGUUCACGGCAUGAGUAUCCCACUGGGUAAGGCUGGCUGGCAUCUGCCUCGGACGUUGUCCAUGACGAUGUCUACGAGCGAUGAUGGGAGUCGAGCUCCGAUCAGUGGAAGGCUGACACAGGCUCUCGACCGAGUUAGGAGGAAGGAUCCUGAGCAGAAGCCCAAGAAUGAGGUAUUCCGGAUCGGCAAGCCGACGCCUUUGCAGGACAGAGAUGUCGAGGUGGGCAGAGAGCAGCCAGAUGAGCCUCUGACGAGCCCGUCCGGCCCAUCAUCUUUCCAGAGUCAGGCUACAAUACUCCGGUGA
Cyphellophora attinorum is the source of this 1584-nucleotide messenger RNA. Its product is annotated as Na(+)/H(+) antiporter 2. Gene Ontology annotation, biological process: proton export across plasma membrane; regulation of membrane potential; sodium ion export across plasma membrane. Gene Ontology annotation, molecular function: sodium:proton antiporter activity. Lineage: Eukaryota; Fungi; Ascomycota; Eurotiomycetes; Chaetothyriales; Cyphellophoraceae. Bases 1 to 1584 code for a protein of 527 amino acids. Gene Ontology annotation, cellular component: plasma membrane. The transcript has a single exon. The record is from RefSeq and is a predicted model, not a curated record.